Quercus lobata is the source of this 1647-nucleotide messenger RNA. Its product is annotated as calreticulin. The record is from RefSeq and is a predicted model, not a curated record. The transcript is spliced from 14 exons. Gene Ontology annotation, molecular function: calcium ion binding. Lineage: Eukaryota; Viridiplantae; Streptophyta; Magnoliopsida; Fagales; Fagaceae. Gene Ontology annotation, biological process: ERAD pathway; protein folding. Gene Ontology annotation, cellular component: endoplasmic reticulum membrane; endoplasmic reticulum. The coding region runs from base 59 to 1342 and encodes 427 amino acids.
CCUCUCUCUCUGUAGCUUUCUCUGUAUCUCUCUCUCUCUCUCUCUGAGUGCAACAGCAAUGGCGUUUAAGGGCCGAAGAAACCCUAGCUUUCUCUCUCUACUCCUCCUCCUCUCUCUCCUCUCCAUCGCCUCCGCUAAAGUCUUCUUCGAAGAACGCUUCGACGACGGAUGGGAAAGUCGGUGGGUUAAAUCUGAUUGGAAGAAAGAUGAGAACAUGGCUGGAGAAUGGAACUACACCUCCGGGAAGUGGACUGGAAACCCUGAUAUCAAAGGUAUCCAGACAAGCGAAGACUAUAGAUUCUUUGCUAUUUCAGCUGAGUUCCCUGAAUUCAGCAAUAAGGAUAAGACUCUAGUCUUCCAAUUUGCCGUCAAGCAUGAACAAAAGCUUGACUGUGGUGGUGGGUACAUGAAACUACUCAGCGAUGGAAUUGAUCAAAAGAAAUUCGGUGGUGACACCCCAUACAGUAUCAUGUUUGGCCCAGAUAUCUGUGGCUACAGCACCAAGAAAGUGCAUGCUAUUCUCAACUACAAUGAAACAAACCAUUUGAUCAAGAAGGAUGUUCCAUGUGAAACCGACCAACUCACUCAUGUCUAUACAUUUAUCCUCAAGCCAGAUGCCACCUACACCAUCCUAAUUGACAAUGUGGAGAAGCAAACCGGCAGUCUCUACUCUGAUUGGGAUCUUCUCCCUCCAAAGAAAAUCAAGGAUCCCGAGGCCAAGAAACCAGAAGAUUGGGAUGACAAAGAGUACAUUCCUGAUCCUGAAGACAAGAAGCCAGAGGGCUAUGAUGACAUCCCAAAGGAAAUUCCUGAUACCGAUGCCAAGAAGCCCGAAGACUGGGAUGAUGAGGAAGAUGGUGAGUGGACACCCCCAACCAUUGCCAACCCUGAGUACAAGGGCCCAUGGAAGGCAAAGAAAAUUAAGAACCCCAACUACCAGGGGAAAUGGAAGGCACCAUUGAUUGACAACCCAGAUUUCAAGGAUGAUCCAGACCUAUAUGUCUUCCCCAAGUUGAAGUAUGUUGGCAUUGAACUGUGGCAGGUGAAAUCUGGUACCUUGUUCAGCAAUGUCUUGAUUACUGAUGAUGCAGAGUAUGCCAAGCAGUUAGCAGAAGACACCUGGGGCAAGUACAAGGAUGCUGAGAAGGCAGCAUUUGAUGAGGCUGAGAAGAAGAGAGAGGAGGAGGAAGCAAAGGAAGAUCCAGCUGAUUCUGAUGCUGAGGAUGACGAUGAUGACGCCGAAGAUGAAGCAGGUGAAGAUUCUGAUGUUGAAUCCAAGGAUGAAAGCAAAGACGAUGCUGAGGUUGAAACCAAGGAAGAUGAGAAACAUGAUGAACUGUAAGGGACUUGAGGGUUCUGGACAUAAAGGUUGGCCAUGAAGUGGUCCAAAAUUUUUUUCCCUUGUUUAUUUUUAGUAAUAGGAGGUUUUUCUUAGAAAACGAUUGAAGGCUUAAAGCAGAACUUCAUGGCUGAUUGCUUUAACUCUUUCAGACUAUUUGAGCCAUUAGAUCAAAGAGGAUAAUGUCUGUGUUUUAUCAUCACAAUUAUGAAGUAGUUUUGGCAUUUGAUGGCAAAAAUGUCCUACUGGAUUUUGGCUUCUAGUAUUUAUGUUACAUUUACCAUUAAAUUUAAAUUUCUUUAGACGAA